Messenger RNA from Dalotia coriaria, 1503 nucleotides. RefSeq names its product TNF receptor-associated factor 6-B-like. The record is from RefSeq and is a predicted model, not a curated record. Lineage: Eukaryota; Metazoa; Arthropoda; Insecta; Coleoptera; Staphylinidae. Gene Ontology annotation, molecular function: ubiquitin protein ligase activity; zinc ion binding; tumor necrosis factor receptor superfamily binding. Gene Ontology annotation, biological process: tumor necrosis factor-mediated signaling pathway; innate immune response; regulation of apoptotic process.
UAUAGUAUACAUUUUAUGUAUAUAAUCGCUGUUUAAAAUAGAAUUUAUGUAAAGCUGAUUCAAAAUUACAAAAUUUCAAAUUGUAUUUUGGUAUUUAUAAAACUUCGUAAUUAAUUCGAUUGAAUUUGUAACACUUGUUGAUACCUUGACCAUGACGUCAUGGUAUACAUAAAAAGUACAUACAACUUAUAGGCAGAAUUCCUGGUAAUUUAUACAGUCGUUCUAACAAAACGAUUAUCUCGUGAGUGUUUGAUGACUGCAUUUGAUUAGUAAUGGCAGCAGCAGCGAACAUAACACAAACAGCUGAAGAAAGUUGUAUUAUUGAAACAGCUGAAGCACCAGAUGCUAAAUUUGAGUGCCCAAUUUGCUUGAAUUGGCUAAGAGAUCCAGUUGUUACUGCUUGUGGACAUAGGUUCUGCAGGAACUGCAUUGAAUCUUGGUUAGCAAAGAAUCAUGAAUGUUGUCCAGUAGAUAACAUGAAGCUACAAAAUUCCGAUAUUUUUCCUGAUAAUUUUACAAGGAGAGAAAUUUCUCAACAGAGAACAAAAUGUCCUAAUUUAAAAAGAGGAUGUCUGGAGGAAUUAUCUCCUUUAGAUGUUGAAUCUCAUUUGUUGAUAUGUGCAUUCAAGCCAAUUGAAUAUCAAUUGCCUGAUAAUGAAAAGUUAAGAUGUAGCUAUGUUGAGUUUGGCUGUGAUGCAAAGUUUGAUGAUGAACCAGGAUUGCAAAGACAUUUGGAGCAUGAUAUUCAAAAACAUCUAAUGUUGCUUUCAAGUGCCUACAAAAAAUUAUCAAUUAAUACUCAAGCAAGUACGUCGGCACUUGCACAGGAAGCAAAUUAUUGGGAUCCACCGUCUAAAAGUGCCCAAGGAUCCGGAUCAGCUGGAAAUUCCGGUGCUGAGUCAGUUGAAAACCUACUUAAAGCACUUUAUGAAAAAAUAAUUGUGUUAGAACAAAAAUCUAGAGAACAAGACAUAAUUAUUGCUAACAUGUCUGAUCAGAUUUUGUCUAAUAACGUAACAAUGUCGCAUCUCUCCCAUCGUCUCUGUGGGGAAAAUGUAUGGUAUAUCACCGAUUUUAAGAGUAAAAUGAACCAGAUGCACAACAAUCCGUCCAUUAUGUUCUAUAGUCCUGGAUUUUUUACAUCUUAUUAUGGAUACAAGUUUUGCAUUCGACUUAAUUUGUCACCUAGAAAUCCGAAUUUUAUUGCACUUUUGAUUCACAUGAUGAAAACUGACCACGACAACACGCUUGACUGGCCAUUUUGUGGAAGAAUUAUUAUAUCCAUUAUACAUCCGACGGAUUCUAUUCAAAAUAUCAAGGAAACGAUGAUGACACGUCCCGAGUUAGAAGCAUUUUGUCGCCCUGUGGACGAUUUGAACGCCAAGGGAUUUGGAUAUACCGAAUUUGCUUCCCUAGAGCAACUUUUGGGGAAUGAUUAUUUUGAUUCAAAUCAAUUGAUAGUUAAAGUUACUAUCCAACCAGUAUAAUAUAUAAUCAUUGUAA